ACCCCUGCACAGUUGUGCUCGAUCUCCUUCCUUUAUACUAAACUCUCCUUCCACUUCGCCCCGUUUUCUCUUUUCAUUUUUUAUAUCUGUUAUACCAACUGUCAUUUACGCGGCCGCCAUGGAAGAAGGUUCGUCGCGACGUUCCAAACGCCCCUUCGUUGAUGUUGAGGAUGAUGACUCCAACAAAGCUCCAACGCAGAAGCGGGUAAGGUUUCCAAAGGGUAAGAAAGUAAAGCAGGGAGAUAACACGAUUGAGGGGCGGGAAGAUUUGCCUGGUGGGUGGAGAGAUCCUCGCCUUGCAGCCAAAGAGCGUUCGGUACGGAGGAAUCAGAUAACAGCGGAGCUCCUUGACGAAGAAAAUGAAGGUGAAAUAGCUGACAUAUCGCGAGCAGAAGUGGAAUAUGGGGAACAUGAAACAUUCAUUGAUGAUGGAAUUGCAAUAGAGCCUUUUAAUCUGGAUAAAGAGAGAGAAGAAGGUUAUUUUGAUGCAGCAGGAAAUUAUGUUGAAUAUUUAAAUGAAAAUGAGAUCAAGGAUGCAUGGCUUGAUAGUGUUGAUACCGAGAAAAGAUUUUCUGGGAAGAGUGCUAUCAGGAUAUCAAAUGAGGAUGAGAUUCAAGACCUUACGGCAGAAGAACUAGGAACGAUGAAGAGGCGCAUUGCUGAUGUGCUUGAGCCGGGAGAAACAGUUUUGCAAGCUUUAAGGAGAUUGAAAGGUACCUCAAACAAUAAAAAGUGCAAAAUGUCUGCAGAAACUAAGCAGCUGUUUGAUCAGCUAACGGAAGAUGCUAUGAAGCUGAUGGAGAAUGGAGACCACAAUGUGUAUGAUGAAAAGCAAGAGAGUUUCCAGCGGGAAGCAGAGGGGUAUGAGAAGUUAGCUCAGGCAAGACAGGGUAAAUCUAUUGACUCGAUGCAGCCUAAGCCCGAUAAUGUCCUCGAUGAACAUUUCCUUCCCAGUGGGUCAACUGCAACAGCAGGAGGACAUUCUAUGCAUAAUGCAGAUGUGGCUUCGUCGAAUUCAUAUAACUCAGCUAAUAAGAGUGAUGAUGCAUAUGACAUGUUUGGUGAAGACGAUGAAAAUGUUCCAGCUAAUCCUGCCUCUAAUGGAGGUGAUCAGCAUGGCGAUUAUGUCUUUGAUGAGUCCUCUGGUUAUUACUACAGCAGCAGUUUGGGCCACUAUUAUGAUCCAGCAUCUGGACUGUAUUGUCAUGCAGCAUCAGGACAAUGGUACUCAUAUAAUGAUGAAUCGGGCAUAUACGAAGAGGUGCCGCAAGGUACAUCCAACGCAAGUUGAAAGAGGCCUAGAUCUUGUACAGGACUGGUGGUAGUUUUGUUCGGUAGAGGUUAAGAAGUUGAUAUUUCCUGUUGGAAAACCUGUAGAAGCCGUUGGCUCUGCUGCAUGUGUCGAACUUACUGAAUCUCAACCCUCUGUGAAACAGCAUAGUCUAUAAACUGUGCUGAUGUCAAAAUGCUUUUGUACUCUGCCCACUGUAAUAGCAAAUUUUCACAUUUCCUUGCAGUGAAUUCAUAGCAUGUUAUAGGUUUGUUUUCUGGAUCUUGUGACAAUCUGGUAGUUCUCUUGUUCUUUGUGACCGCAAGAUGCUGGCAUGCUGCUAGUUUCCAGUACCUCUCAUACGGUAAAGGUUCUCUAGUUUCUCCA
Messenger RNA from Nicotiana attenuata, 1657 nucleotides. Its product is annotated as CD2 antigen cytoplasmic tail-binding protein 2. The transcript is spliced from 10 exons. Gene Ontology annotation, cellular component: U5 snRNP. The record is from RefSeq and is a predicted model, not a curated record. The coding region runs from base 119 to 1291 and encodes 390 amino acids. Lineage: Eukaryota; Viridiplantae; Streptophyta; Magnoliopsida; Solanales; Solanaceae.